AUGAGUCCAAAACUGUUUGGCUUCCUGUCAGAUUUUCAAAAUAGUUUAGCUACUGUUGUUAAUGGAGCAGGAAUCCUAUCCCAUCACCAUCAAACAGAGUUCACAACAUCUAACAAAGGAUUUUUUGAUGGGAAUUUGAUAAAAAGUUUUUUAAAAUUGCCUCUUUCUGACAUGGAGUCAGUUAUUAAAGGACUAAAGGGAUCAUAUGAUUGUGAAUUCCAGAUAAUAUUAGAAAAGACAGAGAUUGGUAUUAAAGAUGUAAUCAAUCUCAUUGAAGAUUUAACUAGGUUGUAUUAA
Molecule: messenger RNA, 297 nt
Organism: Macrosiphum euphorbiae (potato aphid)
Lineage: Eukaryota; Metazoa; Arthropoda; Insecta; Hemiptera; Aphididae
Source: the annotation of a GenBank genome assembly